Phycodurus eques (leafy seadragon) is the source of this 453-nucleotide messenger RNA. It is a transcript of the gene gphb5, whose product is annotated as glycoprotein hormone subunit beta 5. Bases 29 to 409 code for a protein of 126 amino acids. Lineage: Eukaryota; Metazoa; Chordata; Actinopteri; Syngnathiformes; Syngnathidae. Gene Ontology annotation, cellular component: cytoplasm; extracellular region. The transcript is spliced from 3 exons. Gene Ontology annotation, molecular function: hormone activity. Gene Ontology annotation, biological process: G protein-coupled receptor signaling pathway; regulation of thyroid hormone receptor signaling pathway. The record is from RefSeq and is a predicted model, not a curated record.
GUCGCUGCUGCAGGCGAGACGCAAAAGCAUGCGCGUCCUCCCUCUGCUGCUGCUGCUGCUCGGCCAGCGCGCAGCAGCGAUGCGCGUUGCCGGGACAACGGCGCUGCACGGCUUCCGCGGCUGCGCAGUGCGAGAGUUCUCCUUCGUGGCCCAGAAGCCGGGCUGCAAGGGGCUGCGGGUCACCACGGAGGCCUGCUGGGGGCGCUGCCACACCUGGGAGAGGCCAGUGCUGGACCCCCCCUACAUCCACCGGCACCACCGCGUGUGCACGUACGCGCUGACCCGCUACGCCAGCGCGCGGCUGCCCGGCUGCCAGGCCGGCGUCUCGCCCCUUUACCACUACCCGGUGGCCGUGCACUGUCACUGCGCUGUGUGCACCACCCUGGACAGCGAGUGCGAGAGCUUCUGACGGCAGAGGGAGGCAGCUCGUGUCCAUCGUGUGUGAUGCUCAUU